CAAGUCCGUACAACGUGUAUAAAUACCAUCAUCUCUUCUUCUCUGUGGAGUUUGGAUAUCUAGAAAAACAAAAUCCUCAGAUCCGAUCAAUUUUUCUGCAGAUCUACACUCCAAAUUCAAUCAUCAUGUCUUCAACAUUCGCCGGCGAUGAAACGGCUCCGUUCUUCGGCUUCCUCGGUGCUGCGGCAGCCCUGGUCUUCUCCUGCAUGGGAGCGGCAUACGGGACAGCGAAAAGCGGCGUUGGUGUGGCGUCGAUGGGAGUGAUGAGGCCGGAGUUGGUGAUGAAGUCGAUUGUGCCGGUGGUUAUGGCUGGAGUGUUAGGUAUUUACGGGUUGAUUAUUGCUGUGAUUAUCAGUACCGGGAUUAACCCAAAAGCCAAAUCUUAUUAUCUCUUUGAUGGAUACGCUCAUCUUUCCUCUGGUCUUGCUUGUGGCCUUGCUGGCCUUUCUGCUGGUAUGGCUAUCGGAAUUGUUGGUGAUGCUGGUGUUAGGGCAAAUGCACAACAACCAAAACUCUUUGUUGGGAUGAUUUUGAUUUUGAUUUUCGCUGAAGCUUUGGCUUUGUAUGGUCUUAUUGUUGGCAUCAUCCUUUCUUCUAGAGCUGGCCAAUCAAGAGCAGACUAGAAGGAUAUACUGAGGUGGUGUGUCUGUCUUUCCAUUAUUAUUAAUUAAUUAAUUAAAAGCAUAUGAUUAUCAUCCACUUUGUAAUUGUUGGUUUUGCUACAAACAAAACCAAUUCUUUGGUGCACGUGGUAGGUUUUAGACCAAAUUCUAGCUCUCUUGUUAUAAUAAGAUUCGUCUCUUUUUCGUAUAUUAUUUUUCGAUUUUGGACAUGAAAUAGAUAAUUUUGGAGAUUUAUCCCACAUUUGCAAUUUGUUGGUAA
This is a messenger RNA of Lactuca virosa, 882 nucleotides long. The record is from the annotation of a GenBank genome assembly. Lineage: Eukaryota; Viridiplantae; Streptophyta; Magnoliopsida; Asterales; Asteraceae.